Molecule: messenger RNA, 815 nt
Organism: Sinocyclocheilus grahami
Lineage: Eukaryota; Metazoa; Chordata; Actinopteri; Cypriniformes; Cyprinidae
Product: transmembrane protein 127-like
Exons: 3
Coding region: 396-815 (139 amino acids)
Biological process (GO): negative regulation of TOR signaling; negative regulation of cell population proliferation
Cellular component (GO): membrane
Source: RefSeq, a predicted model, not a curated record
CACACAGGAAACGGAAGUGCGCGGCAGGAGGAGCUCUCCGUCUGAUGGAGGAAGUGGACGGACUAUUGUUUACGCUUUUUACUGGAAACCAACAAUAAAACACACGAAAAUGUCUACGAUAUAGCGGAGACCAGAGGGAUAAUUCGAGACUGAACACAUUAUAUAUUUGUUUUACUAAGUGGUUUUAUAUUUCGGUGGGAUUUGAGAAGGUUUUGAAGGGUUUUGUGAAGGUGUAAGGCCAUAAGUGAUCAAAUCUGAUUAAAAACUGACAAGAGGAGCUUCAGUUACAGCAAACAGUGCCCAGCGGAGGUCAAACCCCAGAUCUGUCCACUCUCACUCAAACUCAUAUUUGAGUUUUACUGUUUUAAUCAAGGGUUUUCAGAGAUUUUAAGACCAUGUACGCACCCCCGGGAACAGCUGCGCCUGGAAACCGGAGGAGGAGAGCUGGAACAGCUCUACCCAAACAUCCAGAGCGGAGUUUAGCAUCCGCACUGCCCGGGGCGCUUUCAAUCACUGCACUCUGUACGGCCCUGGCAGAACCAGCCUGGCUCCGCGUCCAUGGUGGAAACUGUCCUAGACAGGAGCUCGGUGUUGCCGACGUCCUGGGAUACAUAGAUGACAAACUCAUUGAGGAUUACUGCAUCAACUCUCAGUCCAUCCUGCUCUUGCGGGUUAUUGCUGCUUUCUGUUUCUUGGGCAUUUUGUGCAGCCUCACGGCAUUUCUGUUGGAUGUCUUUGCACCCAAACAUCCAGCCCUCAAGAUCACACGCAGAUACGCUUUCGCUCACAUCCUCACAGGUACGACGAAUUCAUGA